UUUUCAAUCCUGUUCCUCUUCUGCCGGACCAUACUUCCAAACCUCUCAACUGAAGAAUCAAUUUACUCGAAUACGAUUUCGCUGACAAUGCGUUCAAUUCUGACGGCUGCGGCUUUGACCGCUCUAACACAGAGCACUUUGACUUUAGCAGAUGUACAGAAAUAUUGUCCAAGCUCCAAUAUAUGCUAUCGUGUCGCUGUACCCGAGGCCGCUGCCGCAUCAGGCAGUGGCAACCUCUACUUUCAGAUUGAAGCACCAACUUCAUACACCUGGGUUGCGCUCGGUACUGGCUCCCAGAUGCGUGGGUCUUACAUGUUCAUCAUGUACACAGAUGGUGCCGGUAACGUCACUGUCUCGCCCCGCUUAGGCACCAAUCAUCAGAUGCCUGUCGAGGACACCAGCUCGACCGCGGCUGAUAUCACGCUGCUCGCUGGGUCCGGCGUUGAUGGGAGCACCAUGCGAGCCAAUAUUCUAUGUACAAGCUGCAAUAGUUGGAAUGGUGGUUCUAUGAGUCUCGGUGACACGAGCUCAUCCUGGAUCGCGGCCUGGAAGAGCGGCAGCUCCAUAGGUUCCACGAGCCGGGAUGCCAGCAUUCAGCAGCAUGACUCGACGGACUCAUGGAAUAUCAAUCUUCAACAGGCGACGGUAUCAUCUGACUCAAACCCGUUUGUGACCACAUCUGGGGAUAGUAACAGUGGUAGCAGCGGCAGUGGCAGUGGCAGCGGUAGUGAUAGUAGUUCAGGAAGUUCCGGGAGCUCUGGCAGCGGUGAUGGCAAUUCUGGCUCUAGCUCCAACUCUGGCUCCAACUCGGGUAGUUCUUCCAGCGGUGGUGUCAGCCAAAACACCAGCAACAACCAGACACCUAGACUCAUUGCUGCUCACGGUAUCAUAAUGGCAAUUACAUUCGUUAUCAUGUACCCCAUUGGUUCCAUACUCAUGCCUCUCCUUGGUAAAUGGGCUAUUCACGCUGCAUGGCACAUCGUCAGCUUUAUCAUGAUGUGGGUAGGCUUUGCACUAGGUGUCGUCGUCUCUCAGCGUACCUUCAUCAACUUUACCGCGAGUCACACCAUUCUGGGUACAGUGGUGACCGCUCUUAUGGUAGUCCAGCCCGUGCUAGGCUUUGUUCAUCAUCGUCAGUAUCUCAAGACGCAGAGCCGCGGUGCGAUAUCCCAUGCACACAUCUGGUAUGGACGUAUUUUGAUGCUUCUUGGCGUCAUCAACGGUGGUCUGGGCCUUCAGCUCGCUAGCGCUGCCCAAUCAUUAAUCAUUGCCUAUGCCGUCGUCGCUGCAAUUAUCGGUGUAGCUUACAUUGCAGUCAAGCUCUUCAAUUUCUUUAGGAAGCGCAGGACAGGCAGUUUGAGGUCAGAGAAAAUUGGGUCGAAUGGCAGCACUGGAAGACAUGACAAGUAUAGCCCAACGCAAGGCGAGGAGGUCGAGUUGCCUAGACGGCCGCAUGGUAGUGGGAGAGAGAGAGGUCAUGAACACUAGUUGCUCUACGUGCAAAGGACUCGAGAGAGAAAAAAAUGUCACCAAGCAAAGACAACCCGAAGAACUAGGUUUCCCAUUUCUACCUGGGAAGAAGUAGAUUAAGUUCUUUUGUACAUAUUCAUCGACACGUUUGAUAAAAAUAAUCCGGUGAAGUAUUACAUGUUCAUCAAGACUGCACAUACAUCC
This is a messenger RNA of Truncatella angustata, 1674 nucleotides long. RefSeq lists its product as uncharacterized. The coding region runs from base 88 to 1488 and encodes 466 amino acids. The transcript has 3 exons. Lineage: Eukaryota; Fungi; Ascomycota; Sordariomycetes; Amphisphaeriales; Sporocadaceae. The record is from RefSeq and is a predicted model, not a curated record.